GAGGACGUGGCGAGCAUGGCGGCAUGUAAGGCUGAUUUGCAGGGGAACUAUAUUUCAUGGAAUGCUGGAUGGGACCUGCAUAACGCGGAGUCGUUAAAUGUUUCACUUGGACAUUUCUGUGAAGAAGAGACGGAUUCCGUGUACUUCUGGUUCCCAGACGUGCCCUACGUGACCAGCAACUACUUGUGUGAGAGUCUCGGAACCCAUUUACCUCUGCCAAAGACCAUCCAGGAGGCUGAAUCAUGGCUUACCCGCGGCACAGAAAUGGUCGGUAACAAUACUCGUUGCAAUAAAGAGCUGAUUGUGGCUGCAAACGAUAUCAAGCAUGAAGGGAAGUGGGUGAAGCCAUUCAAUGGUCAGGAAAUUGAUCAUAAAAACUUCGCGUGGAAAGACGGUGAACCCAACGGUCUCAUGUACGAAAACUGUGCCCAAAUCGAAACUGGGGGCGUUGCUGACAUAGACUGCAUCACGAGGGUGCAGUGCGCCGUGUGUGAGUUUAAAACUCGGCAGGUCUUCUCUUUACGCGGUACAUGUGAAUUCGAACUGAGAAACAUCAACUUUCUGGCAUAUCAGUAUGUAGCAGGAGAUAUCAUUUUCAAAGGAUACGGCAAUUAUCAAAUUGAGAGGAAUAAAAAUGGCACAUGGGUUUGGCAAAACGUAGUUGAUGGCUACACGAUCGCUACAAUGGUUUUCAGCGAACCCAACAACUACCCAAUGGGUCGACGAGAAUGGAAUUUGCUGAAGCCCAUUUGUGGUCAGAAGGAGGGGCGCAGAAUGCUGUUGCUCACCCCGUGUGCGGAUCACGAGUACAGCUGCAGCGACGCCACUUGCAUUCCCAGAGACCUGAGGUGCGAUUUGAAGUACGACUGCGUCGACAGAAGCGACGAGGCUGAAUGCGAUCUGGUUGUGUUACCCGAUGAUUACCGCGAUGAUUUACCGCCUAGAGGUAGCCCAAGCAUCAGUUCUGGAGAUCAAGUCACUGAUUUGUCGUGUAGUCCCUCAGUCAAUGCAACUGCGACGUCCUCAACCAACAAUAGUACAGGAAUUAAAUCGAAUACUCAAGAGAAAAAUUCUCAAGCCCUAGGCACGUGCAUGGAGACAGACAAGGAUGAUUCGCGUCUUCCGGUGACGUUGUCGAUCAAUAUCGAAACCAUGGACAUCGACACCACCAAAAUGACUCUGCAAGCAACCUACACGUUAGCUAUGAGCUGGCGUGAUGCGCGACUCUUAUUUCUUAACAUCAAAGGAAACGAUAGCUUGAACAGGCUGUCGUACGCCACUAUGGUGAAUCUGUGGCACCCUUAUGUUGGCUACGUCAACACCGACGGCAAUCAACAUACGGAUGUUGAUGAAGAGGCUACGCUGCUUAUCAUCAGAGAAAAUGAACCUUCUUAUGACGACGACGCCGCCCCAGGAGAAGUAUCGGUGUACCAGGGCUCGGACAACCCCCUGGAAGUUUCCCGCAAGUAUAGUACGGAGUUCAAAUGCGACUUCGACCUUGUGCUUUAUCCCUUCGAUUCGCAGUCUUGCGAUUUAUACUUACGUCUCUUGUCAGCUUCUCAAGAUUACCUUUACUUUGACACUCAGUCUGCGUCAGCGCAGUACGAGGGAAACUCUCUCCUCAUUGAGUACCAGGUCUCUCCUCCUCUGGUAGUAGCAGUAAGCAGUAAGCACCACAGUGAAAUGAAAAUUAGGAUUCCUUUGAGCCGCCAGUAUGGGUACGCAAUACUCAACAUCUACACCCCCUCACUCAUACUCAUCGUCAUCAGUUACCUUUCACUGUUCUUCAAGCCGCGCAUCUUCGAGGUGCGCGUCAUGACGGCCCUGACGGCGCUGCUCGUCGUCGCCACGCUCUUCACGCAGGUCUCUUCAUCGCUGCCCAAAACAUCUUAUUUCAAGAUGGUGGACGUCUGGCUACUCUUCUGCAUCGGUAUAAUUUUCGUCAUCAUCAUCUUCCAUUCUGUCAUUGACAGCUACUUAACGGAUAGAGAAGAGCUUCUGUACGACGAAACACCAACUAUAUUCACCAGAGUCACACCAAAAAUGAUAGACCGAAGUGGAUUCAAAGACGAAAAACGUAGAGUCGAAAAACUAAUUUUCUGGUCAAAAAUUGGAAGUCUGGGCUUGUUCCUUCUAUUUAACGCCUUUUACUGGGGCUUCAUUUUGACUUGAACAAAUCGCGAAGAGAUUUACUGUUUCGCCAUAAUACGUAUGUAGUUCCACAUUGCACAUAAUUCUUCACCAUGCUGCACUGUUGCUAUCACUGUUGUGUGUUGUACUCAUGACUGUCUUAUCAGCAUGCUAUUCUGUAGCUAUUGAUGCUGUAUGCUGUACUCAUUAAUUAAUCAACUUGUUAUGGUCGGAUAUUUCGUAGCGAUGUGUAACUAAAAAAUUUUUGCCUCGCACGUCGUUCCUGUAAACGCUGAGUUAAUCAUGUAAUUUUUAUAAAACAAUGUCGUAAUACUUUGAAUUGCGCGAUUGUGAUCGAAGUGCUAUGAAGACUGGCAAUGUCCUGGGAACCGGCAUAAAUGGAUCUUCUUGAAGCUAAGUAUUCACUCUCAUGUAUAAUUCCACGUUACAGUUCUCACUCCAGCACACAUGAAGCAAUUGUCAUUGUAUUCUUUGGAGGUGAUUACGUAAACAACUACCUUUAUAUAUAUUCAUUUGUUACUAAAAUUUCCAUAUUCACUGCUUUAUUGGGAAGUAUUAAUAUUGCUUGCUUGUCGUCGUAAAAUCUUUCAAAGUCGGAAUGAUACAUUAUAAGUGUAAAAUAUUUGUAUUUUGUGAAAUCAUAUUGUAAAAUCAUACCUAUUGCAUCUGCAACGUUGGAUUUUACUUGCGUUGGCGGUUCUUCAGUACCGGCAUAAAUAAAAAGUUCCCUUGUUCAUAGAAUGUAAUGCAGAAUUCUUGUGCAUAGUUCGAUUUUUUAACACUCUUAACAUGAUUUAAUUAAAAUGAAAACGAUAUAGUUUUGGGUCAAGUUAAAUGACGAGAUUACAUUUUCAAACAGUGCGUUAAUAAAAUCUCUACUGUGUUUUCACGAGUCACUCCGACAAUUUACCUGCACUACAAGUUUACAUUUGAGGACAUCUUUUGUGCUUGAUUAAUAAGCCAGCCCACACCGUAAUAAGACAGACCACACCGUAAUAAGCCAGACCACACCGUAAUAAGACAGACCACACCGUAAUAAG
Molecule: messenger RNA, 3191 nt
Organism: Hyalella azteca
Lineage: Eukaryota; Metazoa; Arthropoda; Malacostraca; Amphipoda; Hyalellidae
Exons: 6
Coding region: 16-2172 (718 amino acids)
Biological process (GO): regulation of membrane potential; chemical synaptic transmission; signal transduction
Cellular component (GO): synapse; membrane; neuron projection
Molecular function (GO): neurotransmitter receptor activity; transmembrane signaling receptor activity; protein binding
Source: RefSeq, a predicted model, not a curated record